GGACAUCGGGUUCAUAUGAAACAGGUUAUUCGCCGUUGACUUUGUCACCAGGCAAUUUCCUCCCUUCCCCCCUUCCUCCCCAUCCUCCUUCCUUCCUCCCCCUCCUCCUUCCUCCCCUGUCCGGUGAGACAACACCUGAGUCGGAGGGGCGAUGUCCAACCUGCCGGCCGGAUGUUCCCGGUUCCGCUCUCCAUAAACACCUCUGGGAACCGGGCCAACCAAAACCAGUCCCUGGAAUGUAGCUGCUGCUUUCCUCUGACGGUUUAGAAGUUUUCACAGAGUUUAAAGACACGUUUCAUGGCACAGAACAAGAAGAAGAAGAAGAAAAUGAUGUCAUUUCUGCGGACAGUCAGGGACCCCCCUCCCGAGAACAUCCACAUCUCCUCCCUACCUCCCAGUGUUCCCACUGAGCAGGAGCCAGGACCGACUGGAGGACAGGCCGGUGACGUGGAGCGAGAGAAGGCACUGAUCCAGACCACACACACACACAGAGUGUCCUCUGUCUUCGUCCAGAAACAGAAUCAUGAACCGGUUUCUAGUACUUACUUUGAACAGAGGGUCCCUGUUCCUGGGGAGGACAGCCAGGGGGGGUUCAGUCUCCGUAAGCUGUGGGCCUUCACCGGGCCCGGCUUUCUGAUGAGCAUCGCCUACCUGGACCCAGGUAACAUCGAGUCUGACCUGCAGUCUGGUGCUAAAGCUGGCUUCAAGCUCCUCUGGGUGCUGCUGGCCGCCACCAUCAUCGGCCUGCUGCUGCAGCGGCUGGCGGCGCGGCUCGGCGUCGUCACGGGGAUGCACCUGGCCGAAGUCUGCAACCGCCAGUACCACACGGUGCCCCGGAUCAUCCUGUGGUUGAUGGUGGAGCUGGCCAUCAUCGGCUCCGACAUGCAGGAGGUCAUCGGCUGUGCCAUCGCCUUCAGCCUGCUCUCCUCCGGCAGGAUCCCUUUGUGGGGUGGCGUCCUCAUCACCAUCAUCGACACGUUUGUCUUCCUCUUCUUGGACAAAUACGGCCUCAGGAAGCUGGAAGCCUUCUUUGGUUUGCUCAUCACCAUCAUGGCCAUCACCUUUGGCUAUGAGUAUGUGACGGUGAGUCCAGACCAGGGCCAGCUGCUGAAGGGGAUGUUCGUGCCCUACUGCGAGGGCUGCGGCCCGGCUCAGCUGGCUCAGGCUGUCGGCAUCGUGGGAGCCGUCAUCAUGCCGCACAACAUUUACCUCCACUCUGCGCUCGUCAAGUCUCGAGAAGUGGAUCGCUCGAAUAAGGAAGAAGUGAAAGAGGCCAACAAAUAUUUCUUCAUUGAGUCGACGGUGGCGCUGUUCGUCUCCUUCCUCAUCAACGUGUUUGUGGUGGCUGUUUUCGCCGAGGCUUUCUACGGACGCACCAACCAAGAGGUGUACAGCGUCUGCAAUCAAACAGGAAGUCCUUAUUUAGACAUAUUCCCGCUGAACAAUCAAACUCUGGAGGUGAACCUCUAUAAAGGGGGAGUGGUGCUCGGCUGUUUCUUCGGCCCGGCAGCGCUUUACAUCUGGGCCGUGGGGAUCCUCGCAGCGGGUCAGAGCUCCACCAUGACUGGAACGUACUCCGGCCAGUUUGUCAUGGAGGGUUUCUUGAACCUGCGCUGGUCGCGUUUUGCUCGGGUGUUGUUGACCCGCUCCAUGGCCAUCACCCCCACCCUGCUGGUGGCCGUCUUCCAGGACGUGCAGCACCUGACGGGCAUGAACGACUUCCUCAACGUGCUGCAGAGCAUGCAGUUGCCAUUUGCCCUGAUUCCCAUCCUCACUUUCACCAGUUUGCCAUCUCUCAUGAAUGAGUUUGCCAACGGAUUAGUGUUCAAGAUCGGAGGGGGCCUGGUGAUCUUGAUCGUGUGUGCCAUAAACAUGUACUUUGUCGUGGUCUAUGUGACGGAGCUCAACAGUGUGUGGCUGUAUGUGCUGGCAGCGUUCCUCUACGUAGCAUACCUGUCAUUUGUGGGAUAUUUGGUGUGGGUGUGCCUGAUAGCUCUGGGGGUUUCCUGGCUGGAUCCGACCUCCAGCAGAGGGAACGACACCUCCAUCCUGAUGGAGCAGCAGCCAGAGUCGGACUCCUGAACCAAACAAGGACAUGUGUUCCUAAGGUGGAGCUGUGAGAAAACCCACUGACCUUUUCUCUUCCAGCACAUUUAGUCUUCUUAAAGUGCCCAUAUUUUGCUCAUUUUCAGGUUUCUAACUAUAUUUUGAGGUUGUACCAGAAUAGGUUUCCAUGGUUUCAUUUUCCAAAAACACCGUCAUUUUGUUCUGCACAUUGCUGCAGAUCCUCUUUUCACCCUGUGUGUCCAGGUCUCUGUUUCAGCUCCAGAGUGAGACAUCUCACUUGUUUUAGCUUCAGGCAGUGGUGAACCAGGAGGUGAACUGGCACCUCUCCAGCUACUAAGGUUGGGGAACAGGUGAAACACAUUAGACAAGGGCAGGAAAACAAACAGACAGGAAGUAAGACAAGACAAGACUACCAAAAUAAAACAGGAAACAGAAACACACCAUAACAGAAUAAUGGGGAAGAAAACAGUUUCAGUACCUUCAAGCAGUAUGUACAAAUAAAAUGUUAUAAUUAAUCAAAUUGAGGCGACCUGGUUGAACGAGCGGCCCAUGUACAGAGAGUCUUUACCGCAGCGCCCGCGGGUUUGAUUCCGACCUGCAGCCAUUUGUUGAAUGUCACCCCCCCCUCCCCUCGCAUGUCUUCAGCUGUCUUCCCCUAUCAACUAAAGGCCUAAAACGCACACAUACACAAAAAUGAAGGCGACCUGGACUUGAAAACUAAUCAAAAAACAACAGCUUCCUAGUUCCACUUUUAGUUUGGAAGUGCGUAACGACUCCCAACAGCCUGCAAGAGAAGCAGGCAGGCAAAUCAAAUAUUUGAGACUUUUGUAAAGUAAAAUUGAGACUUUUUAAUGCCUUGUGAGAACCUUUUUUAAAUUUUUUGGAAAUUGAAUUCAAAGCUUUUUAAGACUUGAUGCAGUCUGUCUUUUGGCCACAAGGAGGCAGUGCAGGCCCC
Molecule: messenger RNA, 3022 nt
Organism: Etheostoma spectabile (orangethroat darter)
Lineage: Eukaryota; Metazoa; Chordata; Actinopteri; Perciformes; Percidae
Product: natural resistance-associated macrophage protein 2
Exons: 16
Coding region: 298-2082 (594 amino acids)
Biological process (GO): manganese ion transport; iron ion transmembrane transport
Cellular component (GO): plasma membrane; endosome membrane; lysosomal membrane
Molecular function (GO): manganese ion transmembrane transporter activity; cadmium ion transmembrane transporter activity; iron ion transmembrane transporter activity
Source: RefSeq, a predicted model, not a curated record